Fusarium musae is the source of this 690-nucleotide messenger RNA. RefSeq lists its product as uncharacterized. The transcript has 2 exons. Bases 1 to 690 code for a protein of 229 amino acids. Lineage: Eukaryota; Fungi; Ascomycota; Sordariomycetes; Hypocreales; Nectriaceae. The record is from RefSeq and is a predicted model, not a curated record.
AUGUCUUCCGCACCUCCGCGCAUCGAAGACACCGGGCAUCCCAAUAAACGCCAAAGAGUCGAUGAGGACAUUCCGCUAGAGAAUAAGGACGCCGUACGGAUAACGAUUCUAACGGGUGAGAACAAGGCCCUAGCGGACGAGGUCACUCGAUUGAAGCAGGCUUUGGAGGAAGCUCAGAACGCUACUUCGGCGGCAAACGAAGCGAAAGAUGCCGUAAAAGCCGAGAAUGAUGGGCUCCGCGAGGCACAGAAACAGGCAAGAGAAGAAAUGGAUCGAGAGAAGACGACAAGAGAAGAUAUAACAAGAGAAGCUCGAGCAAGAGAGGACCGGGCAAGACAAGAGAUGAGAGAAGAGAUGGAGUCACUACGAGUGGCUCUCACUGAAGCGACAAAUGACGAAUCUCGGCAAAAGAGUGUUCUCAAGUUGGUCGAGAAACACAACUAUGAGAUUAGAAUACCUGCUACAAGUCAUGCCCAAGUCAUGGAAAGUUUUAAACCGCUUGUCGCUUCGGGGGAAGAAGAGAAAAUCAACAAUCUACUGGAUUUCAUCUUCUUUGGGGAAACGGGCACAUGGUACUGCUUCCAGGAAACCUGUGAGCAAGGAACAAAAGACCUUACCUGGCUGAAUUCCUAUGACGUUCAGAAAGAAUGCCCAACUCACGAUCCCAAACCACUCCCCAUUAUCAAAUGA